AGGUGUGAAAAAUGAUUAAAAAAAAUUGAUAAUAAAAUGUAGUAAAAUGAAAGAUGUCUCCAAUCUUUACAUAAAGUAAUUUUGUUUUAAUUACUCACUUGGCCAGUGUAUCAUUAACAGUAGUGGUAUCAUUAACAAAGUCACAUCUUGCAUUUUUUGGUAAGAGAAAACUACUUACAAUUACAAAGAGAGAAAUAUGGCUGAAGCAGUAUUGUUUGGCAUUGCACAGGAAGUCCUGAAGAGUUUGGAAUCUGAGGCCCUUGCAGAGAUUGCCUCGGCUUGGGGCUUCAAGUCUCGGCUCGAUAAGCUCAAGGAUACCAUCAACACCCUUAAGGAUGUGCUGUUGGAUGCUGAAGCGAGGCAAGCUGACAAUCUCCCUGAUAGCCAUGCUGUUCGUGGUUGGCUUCAGAGGCUUACCACUGUUGUCUAUGAAGCUGAUGACUUGUUCGAUGAGUUCCACACUAUAGCAUCCCGCAAGCAGCUCUUGGGUGGAAACAAAGUGACUCGAGAGGUACAAACUUUCUUAUCCCGCUACAAUCAGAUGAUAUUUGCCUUUCGUGUUUCCAAAAAGAUUAAAUCAAUUCGGGAAAAGCUUGCUGAUAUAGUCAGUGAUGGUACACAGUUUAACUUUGUACCCUGCUCUCAUGAGGGAGGAAGAGUAAUGAACAGAACUAUGAGAGUUCAGACAGAUUCUUAUGUUCAUGUUGAAGAAGUUAUUGGUAGAGAUGAUGAUAAGAAACUCAUCUUAGGUGUGCUGCUUGCUUCAUCUUCCACUGGCGUCGACCACGAGCAGAGAGAAGAGAUGCUUCCUGUCAUCCCAAUUGUGGGAAUGGGUGGCAUGGGGAAGACCACUUUAGCUCAACUCAUAUAUAACGAUCCUCAAGUUAAGGAGUACUUUGAGAUGAGAUUAUGGGCCUGUGUUUCAGAGGACUUUGAUAUUCAGGAAAUCACUAAGAAGAUCCUCAGGUCUGCAACCAACACAGAGAUACCGGAGUUAGAUAUGGAACAGCUACAAGGUCGAUUGCGGGGAAUUUUGGGUGAGAAAAAAUACUUUCUUGUCCUAGAUGACGUGUGGAAUAAUAAUCGUGAGAAAUGGCUCAAGCUAAGAGCUUAUUUGAAGGUUGGUAGAAAGGGAAGUAAAAUCGUGGUAACUACUCGAUCAAGUGAGGUGGCUGAAAUAAUGAGCACUUUUCCUCCUCAUGAAUUACAAGGUCUAUCAGAGGAAAGGUCUUGGGAAUUAUUUAAAAAGACGGCAUACAAUGAAGAAUCUCAACAAAAUCCACGAUUAGUGGAGGUAGGCGAGGAGAUUGUUGAGAAGUGUGGGAGACUCCCUUUGGCCAUAAGAACCAUAGGCAGUCUGCUUUAUGGCAAGGAGGAGAGGAAGUGGUUGUCAAUCAAGGAUGUAAGUCUUGCAAAAAUACCUGAGAGCCAAUGUGAUAUUAUGAGUAUUCUUAGGCUCAGCUACCAUCACUUAUGGUCGCCAUUGAAAAAUUGUUUCGCUUAUUGCUCUUUGUUUCCAAAAGAUACUGAGUUGGACAAAGAAUUGUUAAUAGAUCUUUGGAUGGCAGAGGGUUUCAUUACUCCAGAAUUCAAUGAAAACCAAAGUAUAGAUGAAGCUGCAGAGGACUAUUUUCAAACUUUGCUACAAAGGGGCUUUUUUCAAGAUAUAACCAGAAAUGAAUGGGGGGCUAUUACAAGCUGCAAAAUGCACGACUUGAUGCAUGAUCUUGCUCAAGAAGUGGCUGGAGUCAAGUGCAAGGUUGGAAUGUUUGCAGAAAGUGACUUUGAUGACAAAAUCCUCCACUUGUCCUUAGCUUAUCGUUUGACCUCGUUAUGGAAAAUUCCAAUUCCAACUAACAUGCUUAAUUUGAAGCUGCUGCGUACGUUUCUUUUGCCUGAGCAAUCAAGUGAUGGGUCUCCCUUAAGCAAAUCAGUUUGCCGACAGUUAAUGAGAAGAUUUAGUUGCUUGCGGGUGUUGGAUCUACAUCACCUGGACCUUAAGAGUUUGCCCAGUUCAAUUGGUAAGCUUAUUCACUUGAGAUUCCUCAAUUUAUCAAGAACAGAUAUUGAAAAACACCCUGAAACUAUCACAAACCUUCAGAAUUUGGAAACACUAAAUCUAAAUUGUUGUUCUCAGCUUAGAACACUACCUAAAGAUAUUAGAAAACUUGCUAAGUUGAGGAGGCUUGAUGUGGCUGAAUGUGACAAUUUGAAUCACAUGCCAUCAGGGUUAGCAAGAUUUACAUUGCUGAAUAGGCUUCCUUUUUUUAUAGUAAAUUAUGAGCAUUCUGCAGAGUUAUGGAACAAGCCCAACAGUACGGCUAAAUUGAGUGAUCUAAAGGAACUCAAUAACUUGAGAGGUGAGCUGUGCAUAAAGAUAUGCAGAGAUUUUGAUAUGAACAUGCUACAAGAAGCAAUGGAAGCAGACCUGACUAAGAAACAGGGGCUGAUUAAAUUGACAAUAAGCUUUCAAGAAACAUUCCGCAUUCUAAAAGAAGCAGAUAAAUAUUGUAAUCAUGAUGAAGCUGUGCUGGAGGGCCUCAAACCGCAUUCUAGUUUAAGGAGUCUGUGUUUUGAAAACUACAAGGGUCAGAAGCUCCCGAGCUGGGCAAGGAAAGGUGAUUUGUGUAUUAGUCUUCCAAAUUUGGUUGAAAUUGUACUCUAUGAAUGUAGUUGUCAACAGGUCCCUUUAUUUAGUCAACUGCGUUUCUUGAAGCAUCUUAGACUUAUGUGUAUGGAUAGUGUUGAGUAUAUGGAGGAUGGUGUAUGUGACAUUUCCUCAUCAUCAUCAAAAUCGCAAGGGAUCAAAACUCCAUUCUUCCCAUCUCUUGAAGUACUGUGGUUGUAUAAAAUGAAAAAUCUGAAAGGAUGGUGGAAAGGACUCGGAGUAGAAGCACUUGGGAGUACAAAUGAUUCGGAAAAUACAUCGUCAUCUGAAUUAGUUGGGGCAGGCAAACAAUAUGAUCAUUCCAUAUAAUUUUGUAAUCUCUCAAAAUUGUUUAUAGAAAAAUGUCCAGAAAUGAAAUUCCUGCCACUUUGUCCAAAAGUGGAGGUUUUGAAUCUAAAAGCCUCCAAUGAGAGGCUCUCAGUAUUGAAGAUUGCAACAAUAACCGCAUCUUGUUCUGGUUCGGGAAGGGCUGAUUUGAAGUUGAAGGAGCUGAGGAUCGAUAAUGUGGAAGACCAACUUAUGCCCCUCCCUAAACAAUGUCUGAACCAGCUUUCUUCGCUAGCUGUCCACAACGAUCACAAGCUGGUGAACACUAAAAGUCUCAUAGAAACGUUUGCAACUCUGUCUUAUUCACUCCGACAUUUGAGUUUCUGCGAAUGUAAUAACUUGAGAAGCAUAUCUCAAGGCCUAGAACAUCUAACUGGAUUGGAAAAUUUGGCGUUUAGGAGUUGUUCAGAGCUUGAUCUAUUAUCAGUAAAUGAACUACAAACGCCAAGUGGAGAGGGAGAUGAAGAUGGCAGAAAGAUGAUGCCAUGGAAAGCCUUCAAAACUAAUCUUCGCUCUUUGGUUUUGGAUGGACUUCCUAAAAUGGUGGGUCUUCCGAGUGGUCUUCAACAUUUGACGAACCUCCGUUAUCUGGAACUAACAAGUAAUGAAGAACUGAGGGAAAUACCGGAAUGGAUAAGCUGUCUGUGCUCUCUUGAAGAUUUUUCAUUGUAUAACUGUCCCAAAUUGACAUAUCUACCAGAAGCCCUUCGCAAGAUCACCUCCCUAAAUAAACUCACUAUCGGAGGAUGUCCAGGGUUGAGAAAAAGAUGUCAACGUCCAAAUGGUCUUGAUUGCCACAAGUUUCAGCAUGUCCCUAUUGCUAUUGUUAGAGACGAAUGGGAUUUUUCUUGUGAUGGUUUUUUUUAGUUGCAUCUAUUUCAUCAUAACAUAAACAUUUUAAAUUGGUUGUAUUACUUUUCUUUUUAGUUAAUAAACUCUUUCUAUUGAUCUUGUGGGUCCAUAGGUUUAUUUUCUCUAUCUUUUUCAUGUCUCAUCUCGAAAAAUGCUUAAAAGUCCGCAAUUUGCAAAGUGAGAAGUUAUCUUUUUUAAAUAUUGUAUGCUACUUAAUUGUUUAUCACUUGAAUUUGAUUUCAUGCCGGAGAACUUUGCAAUGUUCGUAUAUUUAAAAAUUAUGUUUAAGAAAAUUUGAGUUUUAACUCCAAAAAAAACAUCAAAAUGAUUUUUAACACUAUUAACAAAAUAAAUUAUUUUAACACCACUGAAAUAGAUUUUACCUCUACUUAAUAGUUUCCGUCGGAAAUUUAGUUAAGUUGAGUCCAUUAUGCCAUGUGUCGCCAUAUUAUUGGUUUAAAAAAAGAAAAAUAAAAAAAUCCCUAAAAACUAACCCCUCCACCCUACCCUUAUCGCCGGCUAGCAGUCGCCACCACUGCCCCCCUCCGACACCCACGUUCCUAGCCCCAGCCACUGGAAACUUCGCCCCCUCCCUUUCUCCCAUCCCAAAACCGACAACCCCUCCCCAACAGGCACCAAAAACUGCUAGUCAUGUUUCAAACCCACCAUAAACGAUUGUUAGCGGUCAAAAUUGACCAUGGCCUAAGUGGUCAAUUUCGUCUAUAAGCCGUUCAAUUUCUUCUGGUAGGUAGCUUAAAGUCCCGAAAUAUCAUCUGGUAGGUGGCUUAGAGCCUCGGAAAUUUCAUCCGGUAGGAACCUUAGAGCCCGAAAAUUUAAUCUGAUAGGCACCUUAGAGCCCUGGAAUUUUCAUCCAAUAGUUAGCUUAGAGGCCCAGAAAUCCCUACUUUAUAAAAAGUAGAAAAUGACUCUUAUGAAUAGUGAACGAACUAUUAUGCCCUUCAAAAUAUUUAUUUACCUUUUUACCCUUAUCGUUAAUUCUUUCUAAUCCUUCCUACACUUUUUCCUGCCACACGUUACAUUUCCUUACUCGUUAAUUAGUUAGAGCUUUCUUUCUUCUCCAUCUCUGUUCAUCUUCUCCAUUGAAGUAUGGUUACUCUUGAGCAUUUUUUAAAACUUUUUCUCUCAUCUCCAUCUCCAUUGAGGCAUUGAAGUACGGGAUACUCUUGAGCUUUUUCAAUUUACCACGGCAGUUAAAAAUGAAGCGGCGUCACAAUUAUGUUGGAGGUCCGGUUUAUUUAAGAAGACCUAAAAUAAUGGAGGGUCUUCCAUCCAUGGCAGAUGCAAAUUGGUCUUUAGUUACUCAAACCUCCAUAUAUAUCCUACCUACGUUAGAAGUUAGAGUCUUCAAUUAUUACUCAUUUGUUUAAUAAGUUUCCAAUUGGUCAUAUCUUUAUAAUAUUAUUAUGCUAUUUAAUAAUUUUAAGUUUUACCCCUACUAUUGUAGUACGAAUCAUAGUGAGCAUUCACAUUUUUUGUGUAAAGAUUGAGGUUAUUAUCAACAAGUUUCCAGUUGCUAUUAAUUACAAACUAUAGUAGGUAUUACCAAAAUUAAGUGGUUUUGUUAGAGCUCAUUUGCAAUUGUAUAAUCCUCAUGUAUUGACUUAAUUUUUGGGGUUCAUUGGACAUUAACAAGUUUUUGG
Messenger RNA from Chenopodium quinoa (quinoa), 5508 nucleotides. RefSeq names its product disease resistance protein RGA2-like. NCBI's taxonomy places the organism in Eukaryota, Viridiplantae, Streptophyta, Magnoliopsida, Caryophyllales, Amaranthaceae. The transcript has a single exon. Gene Ontology annotation, molecular function: ADP binding. The record is from RefSeq and is a predicted model, not a curated record. Gene Ontology annotation, biological process: defense response to other organism.